Molecule: messenger RNA, 903 nt
Organism: Trichomycterus rosablanca
Lineage: Eukaryota; Metazoa; Chordata; Actinopteri; Siluriformes; Trichomycteridae
Gene: cimap1b
Product: ciliary microtubule associated protein 1B
Exons: 7
Coding region: 92-865 (257 amino acids)
Cellular component (GO): cytoskeleton
Source: RefSeq, a predicted model, not a curated record
GUCGUAGAGACUGAGAAGUAAACAAGUAAAGAAUUAAAGCUGUUUAUCAGAUCUGCUCAGUUCAGGCUCUUCUCUCCUGCCAGAUCCAGGUAUGGUGAGUUCUGACGUGUGGGUUGGCACCUGGAGGCCUCACAUGCCGAGAGGUCCUAUUGCAGCCACGUAUAGAGGUCCAGGACCCAAAUAUGGACUGCCAGGUGCUACAGGUCUCAAUGAUCACGACCCUCGUAAAUGUAAAGCUCCUGCGUUCAGCUUUGGCACAAGACAUCGGGAUUUAAACUCAGGUUGCUCACCAGGGCCCGGUUACCUCAUACCCUCCAAUAUCACCAGAGCUGGGCGUGAUGGCACUCCUGCCUACUCGCUAUACAGUCGUCCUAAAGAACUACAGCCCUUUCCGACACCUGGACCAGGUCGUUACCGCCCUGAGAAAGCAGGAAAGACCACCUUUAUAUCCGCCCCUGCAUACUCACUGUCUGCUAGAACCAAACUCUUCCGUAAUGACCAAACACCAGGACCGGCUGCGUACGCUCUUCCCCCGGUGCUGGGGCCCUACACCGUGGAUAAAAGAUCCGCCCCAAACUACUCCCUCAGUGGUCGCAGCACAAGAGGCAGCUUCCACGAGGACCUGCAGAAGACUCCAGGUCCAGGAACUUACAGAGUCGUGGACACUCGAUUGUACAGAAGCAAAUCCCCUGAAUACAGCAUCAUUGGUCGCAACACCAUGCCUGGUGACACCACCAAGAAACCAGGACCUGGAAGUCAUUAUCCAGAGCAGGUGACCUUCACAAGAUCUAAAGCUCCCAGCUUCUCCUUUGGUGUUCGUCACUCUGAGUUUACUGCCCCACUGAUUGUUGGUGUCGCUGAUUAAUCAUCAUUGUUUAUUAAAGAGUUCUGUUAAGCAAGAAA